CUCUUAUUUUACACUUCCUCCGUUACUCAUGCUGCUCGUGAUGUUCUUUCUCCCAACAUCCCUGGGCCAUAAGAAAACCCAAGCAGGAUGAAAGGGGGAGGGGGGGUGCUGAUGGUUGUUGAGAAUGAGGUCGUCGGGGGAAUGACACCCGGCACCGGCUUUCCUGCAAGUUUGAUCUCUUCGCACAGCUGCGCCAUUGUGUAACAAGGAAACGAACGACCCAGCACUGUGAACCAAUCCGCACACUUCCCGCCCGAAGACCUUUGUUCGGCGGUCCACGUCAUCUCGGCGCCAAGCAAGCGCGCGCGGUGUUCCUGAUGCCACGGACACACAAAAUUCGGGCGCGCGCGCGCUCAUUUCACUUCCUUCUGUUCAACACCCUCCGCUCAUCCCCUCCCCUCCUUGUCCACCUUUCGCAGCAACAGCAGCAAUUGAGGCGGAAGCGGAAGAGGUAUUAUCGCCCUGCCCGGGACCCUUGAUCCCGUGACAGAUGGAGAAACGGUACAACGACCCAAGAUGAAGCACCUGGCUGCUCAUUGAGAAGAUGACAGCUGUGUCCGCAUAGAGCUGAUUAGAUGACAGCCCCACCUUGAGGCCAGCACGAAUUCCCAUUCACGAUCCUUCCUACUCGUUCCAGGACUGCUGCUCACCAUUUCCUCAUGAACAGGAUGGCAGAUGCUGGGGAUCAUCAAGGCGAACAUUCAAGCGUUUCUCCGCCAGUGAGAAUCGCAGUCACCUACGUGUACACCGAUGAGGCGUAAACGGUAAUGACAACUUAAGUCACAGGGAUGGAGAUCAGUUCGGUAUGAAAAGGGCGGAGACACUGGCGGGUUCAACGGAAAAUCUCGAAAUGGCACCAGAACCGAGGACAGUGCCCAACAGAGUGGCCAGAUUCGGUUGGUAUAACACCGUGAGGGUUUGAAGGACAGAGACCAGGAAUCAUGAGUCAAAAUAUUGCCAACCCCACCGAAUCGCGCUGCCCUGUACACGUCAUCCCUGCUCCUCCCAGAUGAGACAAUUUCCGUUGACUUCUUCUUCCGGUGAACGUUGGCCUCGUCUUGUUUUGGUUCUCCCAUUCUAGCGCCCAAAACAUCCUUCAAGGACUCAUGGCGUUUCCCUUGAAACCCUUGAAUUUGGAAGGUUUCUACACUGAUGCCGAAGUUCUUUCGGAUAUUCGAUGCACCGGUUUCGUGCGGUCUGCUGAAUCUCGACCUGGCAUCCCAGCCAGUCAACUCAUCUCCAAGCAUUUACGGAGAACGUGGCGAAGUAUCGCUGAGAAGAGGACUACGGAAUGAUGCGCGUUCAACACUGUGCAAGCUCAAGGGAUUGACAAUACUGUAUAAGGAUCUGCACUGUCUAACACUGACGAUGACUUCCCGCCAUCUGUCUCGACGAAUUAUGGCAAAAGCAAAUCCUUCAAGAGUUCACUAGACCAAUUUAGAGGAAGUAAUGCACAGAGCAAACAUACUUUGCCCUGAACUCUGGUUCUUUACUUGUUUUCACCAUUUUUGACGAGCCUUAGAUCGGAAGAGUUUUUGGUUCUCAAGCUCAAAUGCAAUCCAGUCUCAUGCCAGCACUGUCCAUGCAACAAGAAAUAAAAUGGAAAUAAACAUCACAUUGAUAAGAAAAAA
Notodromas monacha is the source of this 1631-nucleotide messenger RNA. The record is from the annotation of a GenBank genome assembly. NCBI's taxonomy places the organism in Eukaryota, Metazoa, Arthropoda, Ostracoda, Podocopida, Cyprididae.